Molecule: messenger RNA, 5309 nt
Organism: Oryzias melastigma (Indian medaka)
Lineage: Eukaryota; Metazoa; Chordata; Actinopteri; Beloniformes; Adrianichthyidae
Gene: srebf2
Product: sterol regulatory element binding transcription factor 2
Exons: 20
Coding region: 257-3769 (1170 amino acids)
Biological process (GO): positive regulation of transcription by RNA polymerase II; positive regulation of cholesterol storage
Cellular component (GO): nucleus
Molecular function (GO): RNA polymerase II cis-regulatory region sequence-specific DNA binding; DNA-binding transcription factor activity, RNA polymerase II-specific; protein dimerization activity
Source: RefSeq, a predicted model, not a curated record
CCGGAGUAUGUUUGUGAAUGACGUAAUUAGCGUAAAACAAGAUGGCGUCGCCUUGGCUGUAAAUCGAUGUAGAAGUGUUUAUCGGAGUCUAAGACAGCCUCCUUUGGCGGCUUGUUGUUGUGUUCCGACUCCUUCGAUACGGGACGGAUAUAUCGAGCCGGGAGCUGAGCUGCAGGCAGGGCCCCCACAGGAGGCGGCGGUUUGAGAGCGUCGUAUCCGGCGACCCCCGGGUGAGAGCCGGAGAGCUGCUGUCAGGAUGGACACCGGAGAGUUCAUCUCCACCGUGGAGAACAUGGACCCGAGCUUAACGGAAUUAGGGGACGAAUUCACUUUAGGAGACAUUGACGAGAUGCUGCAGUUCGUCAGCAACCAGGUGGGGGACUUCCCAGACCUGUUUGAGGACCACAUGACCCCAGCAGGCUCCCUGCAGAGCAGCGGCGCCGGCUCCGCCCCUCAAGCAGCCGCUCAGACCCUCCAGACUCCACCUGCGGCCGUCUACCAGAGUCCCAGCGCCAGCCUGGUAUCGUCCCAGUCGCUCUCCCCUCAGUAUGUGCCCCCCACGCCUCCUCUCACACCUGCACAGACGCCCUCUCCCCCCGCCACCACGGUGCAGCAGGUGACGCGAAGCCCUCCGCUGCUGCAGCCGCGGCCUCCGGCGGUCCAGCCCAUCCAGCCGCAGCCGACGGCCCAGCAAACCAUCCAGGUGCACACUCAGGGGGUUCCUGUGCAGACCCAAAGCUUCCCAGUCCACACUCUGGUCCAGACCCACACCCAGACCCCCCUCCCCAUCCAGACGCAGGCCCCACAAACCGUCAUGAUUGCCUCUAAUGCCGGACAGUCCCGCUUCAUCCAGAACUCCGUCAUCUGCCAUCAGAGCCCGGCUCCUAGUUUCCAAGUCCUGCAGCCACAAAUGCAGAGCAUCAUGACGUCUCCACAGCUGCAGCCGGUCACCAUUCAGCAUCAGCGCGUUCUGACGCCGACGGGUCAGACCAUCCAGACUCUGUCCACAGCGCCCACCACAGUGCACACCAUGCAGCAGCAGGUGCAGCAAGUGCCGGUUCUGGUCCAGCAGCCUCAGAUUCUGAAGACGGACUCUCUGGUUCUCACGACCCUCAAACCAGAUGGAACUCAGGUGCUCUCCACCAUGCAGAACCCCGCAGGCAUCACCACCCUCACCACGCCCAUCCAGAACACCGCUCUGCAGGUCCCGACUUUGAUGGGAAGCAACAUUCUGACGACCGUCCCGGUCAUGAUGGGAGGAGGAGACAAGCUGCCCAUCAAGCAGCUGCAGACGACCUCUCCCAACCCUCCCGCCGGAGUCCGACAAGUCAUGGAUCAGAACCAAGGGAUGGUGGGAGGACUGGGUCCAGGAGUGGUGGUAAAGGAGGGCGAGAGGAGGACGACUCACAACAUCAUCGAGAAGAGAUACAGGUCGUCCAUCAACGAUAAGAUCGUGGAGCUGCGGGACCUGGUGAUGGGCAAUGAUGCAAAGAUGCACAAGUCCGGGGUGCUCAGGAAGGCCAUUGAUUACAUAAAGUACCUGCAACAAGUCAACCACAAGCUCCGGCAGGAGAACCUGGCUCUGAAAAUGGCAAACCAGAAGAACAAGCCUGUGACGCUUCCCGAAGACGUGGACAUGAAGCAGGAAGUGGUGAUGAUGUCACCUCCAGCCUCAGAUUCUGGUUCCGGUUCCCCCCACCAGUUCUCUCCUUACUGUGUGGACUCUGAGCCCGGCAGCCCCUUACUGGAUCAUGAUCAGGUGAAGAGCGAGCCGGAUUCUCCCUCCUCAGUUGGAGUGAUGGAUCGCUCUCGGCUGCUGCUCUGCGCUCUGACGUUCUUCUGCCUGUCCCUCAACCCUCUGCCCUCACUGCUGGGCUCAGAAUCCUCGGGGACACCCGGGUUGUCUGCGGGCCACGGCCCAUCGAGGACCCUGGUCUGGUUCCCGGCUCACACGCAGGACUUCACAUCGUGGCUGCGGUGUCUUGUGCCGUGGGUGAUUGUGUGGGUGUUGAGUGGCGUGGGGGCGGUGUGGGGCUGUGUAAGGGUGCUGUACCUGUGGGAGCCGGUCACGCCUCUUCACUCGCCAAAAUCUGUGUCCUUCUGGAGGCACCGCAAACAGGCGGACGUGCACCUGCACCGGGGGGAUUUCUCUGCAGCCAUGGCCAGUUUAGAAACCUGCCUGUCCGUCUUGACCAGAGCUCUCCCCUCCUGCGGCCUGGACUUGCUCUGUUCUCUUUCCUGGAACCUGAUUCGCUACUUCUUGCAUCGUCCGACUCCUCUCGGCUGGUUGGUGCACCAAGUUGGAGGAAAGCACGAGGGGGACGAGUCGAAGACGAGUGCGAGAGACGCGGCGCUGGUGUACCACCGUCUGAGUCAGCUACAGCUCACAGGGAAGCUGCCUCAGCGCAGCAGCCUGUGGGCUCUGUCCGUCUCGCUGAGUGCUGUCAACCUCAGCGAGAGCGCUCAGGGAAAGAUGCCGCCAGCCCAGCUAGCUCAGAUUUACGUCACUGCGGCGAUCGCCCUGCGCACCGUCCUGGGCCACCAUCUCUCUUGUCUGCCGGGAUACCUUUUGAGCUGUGCAGAGAGCGUAGCCAACCAGCCGGACACUAAGCCAGUGCCAGACUGCCUGCGCUGGCUCUUCACUCCGCUGGGGAGGCAGUUCUUUCUGAGCUGCGAGUGGUCGGUGAAGUCAGAGAGCAGCGACAGUGUUUACGCCUCUCAGAGAGAUCCAGUCGAUCCCAUCGCCCAGCUGCACCGCUGCUUCUGCAGGAAGCUUCUGGAGAGAGCGGUUCACACGCUGAUCCAGCCGCAGAGCGACUCCGACGCCAGCUGUCGCCACUCUAACUUUGGAGAGUUUUCCAGCGCGCUGGAGUUCCUGGAGUUGUUGAACAGCUGCACAGAGGACUCCUCUUCAGCUCCUCCUUUCUCAAGCUCGCUUAACCAAACCGCCAUCCCAGUGGGAGACCCGGUGUGUCGUUGGUGGGCUCUGGUGCUGAAGGCGGCCGUCCACUGGCUGCAGGGCGACGACGCUGCUGUGAAGUCUCUCCUGACCGAGGCGGAGCGAAUGCCGAGAGCUCUACACGUCCUCGACCACCCCCUGCCCAAAGCCGUGCUGCUCCUUUGUAAGGUGGUUCAGAUGAGCCUGUGCUCUCUGAAGGGAGAGGGCCUGAUCGCCUGCCUGGCUCACUGUGACAGAGCCAGCGGUUACCUGCGCUCCAGCGUCUCCGUGCCGCUCGGCCUGUCUGGAAGCUGGCUGAACAAGGGGGUGGAGCUCCUGGUCUGUGACCUCCUGCUGACCUUAAGAACCAGUUUAUGGCAGCGAGGAGGCAGCAGUAACGGCGAACCCGGCCCGGCUCCUGGAACGCAGCUGUCUGGUUUUCAAAGAGACCUGAGCGCGCUCAGAAAGCUCACGCAGUGCUACAGACAAGCGCAACACAAGGUUUUCCUUCAUGAAACCACCGUGCGGCUGAUGGCGGGCGCCAGCCCAACAAGGACGCAUCAGCUGCUGGAGCACAACCUGCGCCGCAGGACCCACACCUCGUACUCAGCCGAGGGGGAGUGUAUUCUGGGUGAAAGAGAAAGAGCCCACGCCAUCCUGCUGGCCUGCCGUCACCUCCCCAUGCCUCUGCUGACCCCACCGGGACACAGAGCGCGCCUGCUGGCCGAGGCCAAGCGGACUCUGGAGCGCGUGGGAGACCGCCGGUCCCUGCAGGACUGUCAACAGAUCCUGCUGCGCCUCAGUGGGGGCACCACCAUCGCUGCUUCCUAAACACGUUUUUAGGUUUUUGUCUGUACAUAAACACGUUUUCCUCAGCUACUUUGAAGUUGCAGUGCUGCAGCACCCCACCUACUGGCUGUCAGUGGUACUUCGUGCCUCUUUUGCAUUGAGGGUGCUCUUCCACCCUCCAGAUCUAAACUGUUAAAUUUACAAAAUCUUGCUAAGGGACAAACAAGCAGAAAUAGUGAAAGGGAUCAUUUUCUAAAAAAAACUCAAAGCCAGACAAUCACGGCCGGAUAGACUGCUGCAGUAACUGCUUUAGUUUGAGGCCUUCACGGUUUUCCAGAGAAGACAGCAAAAGUCUGAGUGUGGUUGUCCUGUAAACAGGAAAGCUAACUUUUAUUUGUGUGGGUAGUGUGUCUUUGUAUCUACCUCAAACUCUGUACAAUACCAGCGUUGUACUCUGAAGCAAAUUUCAUUCGUUACUCUCAAUUUGAGCUUAAUCCUCCUUUGUUUUGAGGCUCCGGUUAAUGAAAGCGUCAUUCUGGCGAGGACCGCUGACCUGCCUCCCCCUGCUGGUGACACACAGCAGCUUUUAGGAAUUCGGCAUGCUGCCGCAGAAGCUGCAAUCCUGAUGGAGACCCGCUGAUGAAUGCGUCGGGACUGGACUAACGUUUGUUUUAGUGAGGGAAGCGCCCAUGCAAACGCCUGUCUGCGCACAGGCACACGGAUGCGCAUGCACAUUACAUUUUAAAGUAAUGUACUAUGCUUGUAUAUACAUGUACAUAGGCAGUCCCAUUGAAGUUUUCUGCUUGAUGCUCGGUCAGCUUCAGGUUGAACUUUUUUUCAAACGUUCAUGUGAGGUUGCCUUCCAGCAGCAGCAACAGCCGCCGCGGUCCUUUACCAGCUGACUCCAUCCAGCUGUUCGGCCUCCAGUGUUUGAAAAGAUGUUCUCUGUUCUGGUUCUCUUUUAUUUGUAACUGUUCGUGUGCCGCAGCACUUUUUUUUUUUUUUUUUGCUAUUAAUGUAUUUAAAGGUUGUGAAUUGUUCAUGUCUAUGUGGGGCAGUUUUGUUGGAGGUGUGCUUUUAUUUUGUUUUUUAUUUUUUAAGAGGGCACUUUUAGGGCCAGAGGGGCAUCUCAAAAACGGCAUUUUUACUUUUUUCUCAUUUAAAAUGUAAGUUUUCUCUGCAGAAUUCACUCCUAUAGAAAGUAAUAAUUAAUAUUUGGAGAUACUAGUAUCUAUGAGCACACGGAUAGGAAAUUCCAGGAUUCCCUUUUCAUCUCACACUAUAGUCAAAGCAACAUAGAAAGAUUUAAUUAGUUUGGAUUUAAUUUCUUGAACUGGUCUUAAACAUUUUUUUUUUUGUGCUUUCUUUAAUAUUGUUACUUAAUUUUUGCCCCAUAAAGUUGUUUUAUUGUUUGAAUUUCUGUAUUCCUUUUAAAGUUUUAUAAUAAAAUGUCACAACAAUCUGCAAUCUUUUUGUAGAUUAUAUAUUUUGAAGACAUUGGGGAAAAAAAGGGUCAAAGCAAACAGAAAAAUACCGAUGUAAGUUAGCCAUAAAGUUGAUUUGAUAAAGAUCGUUGUGAUGA